Messenger RNA from Cryptosporidium ubiquitum, 642 nucleotides. RefSeq lists its product as uncharacterized. Gene Ontology annotation, biological process: glutathione metabolic process. The record is from RefSeq and is a predicted model, not a curated record. Bases 1 to 642 code for a protein of 213 amino acids. NCBI's taxonomy places the organism in Eukaryota, Apicomplexa, Conoidasida, Eucoccidiorida, Cryptosporidiidae. The transcript is spliced from 4 exons. Gene Ontology annotation, molecular function: glutathione transferase activity.
AUGGAAUAUAUUGGUUCUUUAGAUAACCCAUUAAGACUUAUUUACUUUUCGUGCAGAGGAACUUGCGAUGCAAUAAGAUUAUUAUUGGUAGAUCAAGAAAUACCAUAUGAAGGAAAAGACUUUUUACAGCCUGAAUUCCAGCAUGUUCUAGCUGAGUCUGGGAAUUUUCCAAUGCUUCCAUAUUUGUCAGAUUCAAAUAAUGAAGUAGAGCUAACAGGAUCAUUCACAAUACUAAGAUACCUCGCAGAUAAGUGUAAGUUGAUGGGUAAUAAUUCAGAGGAAAGAAAUAGGGUAGAGAAUUGGUUGGAAUUUCUUCAGUCAUUACUACAUUCAGUAUGGGAUUUUGAGAAUAUAUCAGAAAAUUAUACUGGAGUUCAGCAAACAAAGAAAAAAAGCAAAUUCUUGUUGGAUACUCUUCACCCUAUGCUUAAAUGCAUAGAUGACAAGAUUGAACAAGGAUUCUGGGCUCUGGAGUCCUAUUCGGUGGUAGAUAUCGUCCUGUAUUCUACAAUAAGUGUAGUAAUUAGAUCUUGGGGGAGUGAUUUGUUGAAACCUUAUAUUAGAAUUCUAUCGCAUAAGAAAAACAUGGAAAAAUUGAGAAAACAAAUAGAUUCGUUUAAGGAUGACCCUAGACGUUUUUAA